ACAUCCUCAACUCUGCCAUCUUAAAUGUUACCGUCUUGAAUUACGAUGCCGUGAGAUGUGACAACAUUAUUAUACGAUAACAUUAAAAAUAUGAUCUGUCAAUUUAAAGCGGAACCAUGAAAAGACUUCUCGUCCUGAAAGAAACUAGUACUGGUUGUAUUGAUGAUCAGACACAGGUUGUGCCAUGAAAAAGGAAUAUAUAUUUUUUGGGCUAUGACUGGGCCUUAACCAGCUUCAGGUAUCCACAAGAUGUAGUAUGCUAAGUAUCUAAAAGGACUGCUCUUACGUCUGACUUUACGUUUCACCUUAUGGACGUUACACAUAUACUUGCAGUGGCAAAACAGAUGAAAGAGCACCACACAAUCUUUUUUUUUCUACUACUAUGUCCCAGGAGUCUAAUGACGAAAAAAAAAUUGGUUUCAUCUCAUGACAGAGAUCACUAGAUACAUCAUAUGGGAUUUUAAAGUCAAGUCCUCUCCUCAUCAAAGAAAAUAUUUUUGACGCCGGAGAUAACCAUUGCAUGACCAGGAGAAAACAAAAGCUGUGAAAGGCACGGGACGGUUAAAGGUUCAGGCUCAUUUGACCAGGCAUGGCAUGAAGACAAAGCAAUCCCUGGCAACCCUUGAGAACUGAGCCACAGACACUGGCAGCAGAAACAGGACAGAGCCACAAAAGCCUUUUGUCUCAACAGCGCUGCUCUCAGUUUUUAAAUGAGCGUGGUGCUAUGAGCAGUAGCAACACUGUAAUCAUGGAUUGGAGGGAUUAUCAUCAAUAACUGGUGUCAAUCCUAUGGAUGAUUCUCUAGAAGGAAAAUAUUAUUUUUUUGGAAAAAAAAAAGAGGAAAAUUGCUUUUGUUAAAGGAAAACAUUAUUAUUAUUACUGUUAUUUUGCUAAAAAGGAGCAAAUUCAGCGCCUAAAGACAGAACUGUCAUGAAACGGCAUAUAAAAGUGGUGGACAACAAAGGAAGCCAAUUCAUUGUAAACUAUUAUUGUUGAUUCAUUUUUUUUCUUUUAAAUACAUAUUUGUGAUUGGGAUGAACUGAUACUGCAUGUCUUGGAUCAUUAAGCAAUAAUUUAGCAACUGGAUAUAAACAACCAAGUUUAAGAAGACUGAGGAAUUCUGCAAUUUACACUGGGCAGUCAAAGUGAUGAUAUCUUUUCCUGGCUUCUCUUUGAAGAUGGAAGAAAGUCAUUAGACAAGUAAGACAUUCUGUUUGUGUAAAUCUAAAGCGGAAUUGUGGGUCUUAUGUAACAUUUCAAAAAAAAAAAAAAAAAAAAGGAGAGUAAAAAAAUACCACACUAGGGAACACUUCAAUAAUGAGUAGAUACAUUUCAUCAGUAGCAAUGAACACCACAGAAAACAUCACCACGGUGCUACUGGCUCCUGUUGCCACAGAGGCCAUGAACAACAGUGGGGCCAACAGCACUGCCUGCUCUAUGGUCAACCUUCAUGUGUACAUUCCUAUAAUUUUCUGCGUCGUUGGAAUUGUGAUGAACUUUGUGUCACUUCUGGCCAUAAUUCAGAUGAUGCGGGACACUUUCUACUAUCUCCUGGCCAACCUCUGUGUGGCAGAUAUUUUGAUUCUUAUAUCGGCUGCUGUGGCAUACGAGUACCAUGAUUAUAGAUACUACUGUGGAGUCACACCAGAUGAAUUGACAGAGGUGAUGUGCAUGAUGAACCUGCUGUAUUACCUCUUUACCACCAUGAUCUACAGUUCUGCCUUAACCACGGUCUCUCUCGUUGCCUAUCAGAGCAUCACCAUCUUCUGUCCCUAUACCUACCGCCACUUUACCAAGCGCUCCCGCACAAUCUUCAUCAUCGUGCUCAUCUGGAUCGUGUCCUUCCUGCUGGGGUUUGGCCCCUACAUGCACCUUGCGCGUAUCAGUAUGGAUGAAAAUAAGGACAUGUCGUACCGAGGAAUCUGCCAGCUGUAUGUGAACGACCCCAGUUAUAAUUUGUCCGAGAACAUUGUGCUGGGCGUGACCAUCAUAGUAUCUGCCCUGACAGUGCUGGUCCUGUAUGCCAAAAUAUUCCUCCUCGUUCGCCAAAUGUCCCACCGUGAGAUGCCGACCCAGACCCAACACAAGGUCAAGGUCGCUGGCACCAUGGUCCUGAUUUAUGGCGUCCUAGUCUUAUUCUGGAUCCCACACGCUCUCAUCCUGACAAUCUCUUCCAUAUCAUCGGAAUCUCCGGAUCCCGAACUUAAAGAGCGUUUAAUGAUAGGGCAGUAUACGACCAUGACCCUCUUGGUCUGUAAUGCUCUCAUGGAUCCAAUAAUUUACGGAGUUCGCCUACCAGGCAUCCGUAAGGGCUAUCUGAAGCUGUGUCGCGCACUACACAUCACCAAUGAUUACAAAGCAACAAAAUGCUUCUGCUCUGAUCGCUAUGAGCGCGACAGAAAUACUCACUUGGACAUGACAGAGACAACAAUGGCAGUGCCGAUGCACAUGACACAUCUUCCCAGUCAGGGCAAGGUUGUGUACACACAAGUGAAUGGGCUCUCCCAGGAGACGCCGAAUGGAACUUCAGAAGAAUUGACCAAAGAGGACAGCAUUUAACGAUGCAUAUUUGUCCAAAAAAUGUUACGUACUGGGAAUGGACGUUCAACGUUCCCUUAUCAGGGGCGAUUGAGGCUGUCUUCUGGGUCUUCGGGAAGACAAUCAGAUUUUCAAGUUUAUACUAAAAGGUUUCUAAUUUUUUUU
Molecule: messenger RNA, 2703 nt
Organism: Lingula anatina
Lineage: Eukaryota; Metazoa; Brachiopoda; Lingulata; Lingulida; Lingulidae
Product: adrenocorticotropic hormone receptor
Biological process (GO): G protein-coupled receptor signaling pathway
Cellular component (GO): membrane
Molecular function (GO): G protein-coupled receptor activity
Source: RefSeq, a predicted model, not a curated record